CGUUACAACCGCUGCAUGCUCGUGACGGUGCCACCGAGGAGCCCGUAUGCACCGCCUGCACUGUCCUCCUUUUACCGUAAACUACAAUUUCACCAUGUCUGGAAAAGUCGUAUUGACCUACUUCAAUGGAAGGGGGAAAAUGGAGUCAAUUCGAUGGCUUUUAGCAGUAGCUGGAGUUGAGUUUGAAGAAGUGAAUUUGACAAAGCGUGAGGAAUAUCUAAAGCUGUUGAGUGAUGGCGAACUCAUGUAUGAACAGGUGCCAUUAGUGGAAAUCGAUGGAAUGAAGCUGGUUCAAACCAAAGCUAUCCUAAGCUACAUAGCAGCCAAAUACCAUCUUUAUGGGAAAGACCUAAAAGAACGAGUUAUGAUUGAUAUGUAUGCUGAGGGUUUGAGGGACUUGAUGGAAAUGAUUAUGGUUUUGCCCUUCCUAUCACCUGAUGCCAAGAAAACUAAACUGGAUGAAAUUAAGAGUAAAGCUACAAGCCGCUACCUCCCUGUUUUCGAGAAGGCGCUCGCCGGCUCCCAGUACCUGGUGGGUAAUCAGUUGAGCUGCGCUGAUGUGCAUCUAGUUGAAGCAACCUUGAUGUUGGAGGAGAAAUUUCCUACAAUUCUUUCGGAGUUCCCUGCUCUUAAGGCUUUUCAGGCAAGGAUGAAAAGCCUGCCAGCCAUUGACAAGUUCCUGCAGCCAGGCAGCAAGAGGAAGCCUCAGCCAGAUGAUGUGUAUACUAAGACUGUGUUUGAGGUGUUAAAUUUGAAAAUCUGAUGCUCAUCUACACACCAAAUUAAACUGAUGACUAUGAUUGAAUUAAUUCCUUAUAUAUUGUUACUUAGUCAUAAUUGUAUCAGCAUAUUUUGGCAUCAGGCAGAAAUAAUUUCAUGUAGGGUGUGAACCAAAUUCUUACUCCAGCCCACCUGAGAUUACCUGUAACAUACAGUAUGUGUAAGGACCAAAUUGACAAGUAUUGUUUUCCAGUAAUAUGUACAUCAACAAUUAAUAACAAAAGACAUGCUGAGGAAAAUUGUAAAAUGUCAACUAAUUAAACAUGAUUGUAAGCUAUU
Messenger RNA from Esox lucius (northern pike), 1059 nucleotides. RefSeq names its product glutathione S-transferase, alpha tandem duplicate 1 (gene gsta.1). Gene Ontology annotation, molecular function: glutathione transferase activity. The transcript has 7 exons. Lineage: Eukaryota; Metazoa; Chordata; Actinopteri; Esociformes; Esocidae. Gene Ontology annotation, biological process: glutathione metabolic process. The coding region runs from base 47 to 763 and encodes 238 amino acids. The record is from RefSeq and is a predicted model, not a curated record.